CGCCUGCCGUUCUAGGUACAGGCAAACGGAUUAGUCCCGCGGUUCAAAGACCAAUCCAAUUCCCUCCUCCACUUUCACUCCCAGUCCCCAUUUCCAUUUCCAACUCCAUCUCUAUCUCCAUCUUCAACCCUCGACGACCAUCAGACCUCAAUCACCCACGCACUAGCCUUGUCUUUCGCCUCCUCCGCAUCCUCGACCACCGAACUCGUCGCUAUUGUCGCUUCACUACACAGUAGCUUCUUCCGCUACUCUCACUCUUGGUCAACAUGUCGAGUAAUCGUAACUAUGAUUUCCUGAUUAAGCUGCUCCUGAUAGGCGACUCCGGCGUCGGCAAGUCGUGCUGUCUGCUGCGAUUCAGCGAAGACUCCUUCACCCCUUCAUUUAUCACCACUAUCGGUAUCGACUUCAAGAUCAGAACUAUUGAGCUCGAUGGAAAGCGCGUCAAGCUGCAGAUCUGGGAUACCGCCGGUCAGGAGCGUUUCCGCACCAUCACCACCGCCUAUUACCGUGGUGCCAUGGGAAUCCUCCUUGUCUACGACGUCACCGACGAGCGCUCAUUCAACAACAUCCGAACUUGGUUCCAAAACGUCGAGCAACAUGCUACCGAGGGUGUCAACAAGAUUCUAAUUGGCAACAAGUGCGACUGGGAGGAGAAGCGAGUUGUUUCCACCGAGCAAGGCCAAGCCCUCGCCGACGAGCUGGGCAUUCCCUUCCUCGAGGUCUCCGCCAAGAGCAACAUCAAUAUCGACAAGGCCUUCUACAGCCUAGCCGCAGACAUCAAGAAGCGACUUAUCGACAACUCCAAGAACGACCAACCCUCAGCGAGCGGUGUCAACGUCGGCGAUAAGAGCGAAGGCGGCGGCAGCAAGUGCUGCUAAACCGAAUACCCUAAGGAGUUCGUUUAUCUGUCAUUCUCCGUUUGCCGUCGUUUUUAUUUUUUUAUUUUUUAAGCUUAUUACUUUGUAAACUCGAGGGAGGUGAACACGCUGUGUACGGGUCAGCGUGAGAUGAGAGAGUUGGAGAGUUCACCAUUGGGAGAAUGGGAAGAGAACCUGUGCUCUUGUCUUCGGGCAUGAGAGAUGGAUGAAAGGAAACGAAGGAAAGAAGGAAAGAAGGAAAGGAGCCGAAAGAGAGGAAUGGAUGGCUGUUAGUUUGAGCUGGGCGGCAAAUCUCAGUCACGUUCAAAAGGAUGAGUGACGACAUUGCGAGAGGUUUUGGUCAUGUCUUGUUGUUCCCCCGAUCGACCUUCCACCCCAUCUUAGAGAGCACGUCCGGUCUGGAGUUUCGGUUUUUGAUCUGGGUCUAAUAUACAUUGCUUUCGUUAUGUGCAUGAGUGGUCGUUGUUGAAGUCUUUGAUUUCUUUGCUUGCGAUUGAAUGUCGGGUCAAGAAGAGCCAAAGAAGACUCCUUUGUGAAAGUGUUGAUGUCUUAUUUUCAAAAAGAUCAGAGAUUCGAUGGGCUGUGGAGCGAGCGUCUUUGACUCUUUAAAUCUAUUCGUUAUGAUAUAAUACAGUCGCUAAGUCUCAAUAUACGAUGCUUUUACACGGUUACGCUGGAUAACCUCAUCUCCUCCG
Molecule: messenger RNA, 1573 nt
Organism: Fusarium odoratissimum NRRL 54006
Lineage: Eukaryota; Fungi; Ascomycota; Sordariomycetes; Hypocreales; Nectriaceae
Product: GTP-binding protein ypt2
Exons: 3
Coding region: 267-878 (203 amino acids)
Biological process (GO): regulation of exocytosis; protein localization to plasma membrane; protein secretion
Cellular component (GO): plasma membrane; endosome
Molecular function (GO): GTP binding; GTPase activity
Source: RefSeq, a predicted model, not a curated record